Adineta steineri is the source of this 1158-nucleotide messenger RNA. The record is from the annotation of a GenBank genome assembly. Lineage: Eukaryota; Metazoa; Rotifera; Eurotatoria; Adinetida; Adinetidae.
AUGACAAAUUUACAUACAAUUCAAAUUCCAGACAUUAUUCAACGAUUGUCUCAUAAUAUGUAUUUUGAGGCUAAUGCUAGUUUUUUUUAUGAGACAUUCAUAAAAUUUUGGUCACGUCAUGGACAAGUCGAAGGUUGUCAGUGUCAAGCUAAAGAUACUUGUAUGCUUAACUUUGUGUUUGAUACACACAUGAAAGCACAUCGUUUAGUCUGUGCAUAUACGUCAUCUUGUGAUGAAUCUGUACUAGAAAUGGGCCCUGUGGCUGUCGGCUGCCCUCGUCCUCCACUUCGUUCUACAUCAAGUCUUUUGAAAAAUAUAUCGACUAUUAAUAAAAAUAAAUGCAAGCACUAUUGUGCAGAUCAUUAUAAGUAUGGUUUAGAACCAAAUAUUAUAGAAAACUCAACAACUACUAAAGCCAAUGAACUCGAACGCAACUCUGAUGAGUUCGAAGACACUGAUCAAUGUACCGUUCAUCGCGAUGAAGAUGAUACACAACACAAACGUCGCACUGCAGGAUUUAUGGCUAUUGUAUCUAAUUGUGAUGUCAUUAUUGGAUGGAAUGAAAGUGUUCAUUCUGAAGGUAUGCGCCGUAAUACUUAUCAACUAUUAAGAUUUCUUCAUCUCGGUGGAAUAUUACCACAAGCAGCUGCUUAUGAUUCAGCAUGUACUUUCUUUGCAUAUUUAAAAAACCAAUAUUGUGUAUCUAUCAUGCCAUCACCUUAUGUUGAUGAAUUGUUACAAAAAAAAUAUUGUAUAGAUCGGUUUCAUCGCAGAAACCACACCCGACCUGAAUGUAAAACAGUUUUGUCAUGUUCUCAUCCAGAUAAUCGACCAUUUUUCGAUGGUCAGAACACUCAAGUCUGUGAGCAAUUGUUUGCACAUUUUACAAAACUUAAAGCUGCACUUCGAUCUAUCACAUGGCCUUAUUCCAAUAUUUUGUAUUGUCUUAUAUUUCAUCUACGAAAUUGUUCUGAAACACAAAUCUUUCCAGAUAAUCCUUAUCUAGCUGUUAAAUCGAAUAUUCCACCGCCAACUAGUAGCCUAUUUGAAUGGACUCAUAUAAUGGCCUCACAUAAUUAUCAACUGCAGCAUCAGAAUCAGGGCGAUUGUCGAAGAGAAGAUGAUGAUAUUGAAGAGACAUACAAUGAAUAUGAAUAG